AUGCAAGUGGUGAUUAUCCAUCCAGAACAAUGGAAUGGUGGAUCGGACCGAUGUAGUGUUGCUCUUCUGAAUCAUUUUGUCUCUCAGGGACACCAAGUUAUCUGGUUAACAACUAUGAUCGACGAUUAUUGGAAAGAUCACAAGUUCGAGGGUGUUGAAAUUCGAAAUUUGGACAUGCGUCUCCAUCCUGGAGAUUGGUGGAGUCAGAACGUUGCUCUUGGCUGGCACAUGAUGAGAAGUGAUUUGAACCCAGAUGUCUGUGUGAUCGAUCACUCAGCCAGUUGUGUUCCUAUGAUCAAGUACCGCUUCCCAAAAUGCAAAAUUCUGUUUUAUUGUCAUUUCCCACAACAGCUGGUUACUCCUUCUAGAUUUUUCUUGUACAGAUGGUACUCUAAGAUUAUUGGAACCAUUGAGAGCAUGAUGUUCGAGCAAGUUGAUUGCAUAAUGGUCAACAGUCAUUUCACUGCUUCGCACUUCCAUAGAGUGAUGCCCCAGAUACCGAAUGAAAAAGUGAAGGUUGUUUAUCCCCCUUGCGAUGUGGAUGCUAACAUUUCGGCUUCAGUUGCAAUCAGUAGGAGAGCCCGUCCCGCUAAUGCUAAGUAUACUUUCAUGUCCAUGAACAGAUUCUGGCCGGAAAAACGUUUGGAUAUUAUUGUUAUAGCUGCCGCCAUUUUAAAAAAGGAAGGUCACAAGUUCCUAGUUCAAAUCGCUGGAUCAGUAAUGCCUCUUAUUCCUGAAAGUAAAAUAUAUUAUGAACUAUUGAAACAAAUGAUACAGGAUUUGGAAGUCGAAGAUGUUGUACAAUUGAUUGCUUCACCCACGGAAGUGGAGAAGUUCGCCUUAUUCAGAGCAUGCGAUUCAGCUCUAUAUACGCCUCCCGAUGAACACUUUGGAAUUGUCCCUAUUGAGGCUCUUGAUCAACGCCGACCUGUGAUAGUUUGUGAUAGUGGUGGACCUGCCGAGACAGUUAUCGAAGAUGUUACGGGUAGCAAAGUAAGAACAACUUAUUUUUAUUCUGCUCAAGGAUUCAUUUCAGAUAGAGUCUCCCACUGGUGA
Molecule: messenger RNA, 1056 nt
Organism: Auanema sp. JU1783
Lineage: Eukaryota; Metazoa; Nematoda; Chromadorea; Rhabditida; Rhabditidae
Source: the annotation of a GenBank genome assembly